This is a messenger RNA of Salvia splendens (bonfire salvia), 360 nucleotides long. Its product is annotated as probable aquaporin TIP5-1. NCBI's taxonomy places the organism in Eukaryota, Viridiplantae, Streptophyta, Magnoliopsida, Lamiales, Lamiaceae. The record is from RefSeq and is a predicted model, not a curated record. Bases 1 to 360 code for a protein of 119 amino acids. The transcript has a single exon.
AUGAUGUUUGCAGCAAAUCCGGGUCACAAGAUCCCGGACGAGAUGACGGGGUUCGGCGCGUCGGUGCUCGAGGGCGUGAUGACGUUCGGGCUCGUGUACACGGUUUACGCAUCGAGGAGGGGCGGCGCGGUGGGGCCGUUGGCGGUCGGGUUCAUGUUGGGCUGGUGCGAACGUGUUGGCGUCCGGGCCUUUCACGGGCGGCUCGAUGAAUCCGGCGCGCGCGUUUGGGGCAGCCGUUGUGGGAGGGAGUUUCAGGAAUCAAGCGGUUUAUUGGGUCGGGCCGGGGCCGCCCUGGCCGGAGUUCUCUACGACAAUGUGGUGUUCCCUGUGCCAGUUUCGGAGGCAGUCGUCGAUAUCUAG